GACCCGAAGACGGCUUUCGCUUGCGAGAAGGACAAGAGUAAGAGGAGCUUCUACGAGGGCGUCGUCGCGCCGCACAUGUCGUGCCGCGGCUGCAUGUUCGAAGACCUCGCCGAGUUAGGCAAUGGCCGUGCCAAGUGCUCGUACCACUCCAAGGUAUGCUACGUUCCAAUGAACGCCCACGUGUUCGUUGUCGGGUUCAGUUGCAAAGAUUUCUCCAGACUGACAAGCUCUCUCAAGCGUGACCAGAAAGGGAGCCUGCUCAUCGGCAUUGUGGGUUCUUCGGGAACCACAUUUCAUUGGGCAUUCAACCACAUCAUGAGGGCCCGCCCAGCAAUCGUGAUACUGGAGAACGUCCCAGACAUCGACGAGAUCGAGAAGGACGAGGAUGGCGUCGGCAAAAACGUGGGGCACCUCUACGGCAUUCUGGAUGAGAUUGGAUAUAGCACGAAGCACAGUGUGUUCCCAUCGACCGACUUCGGCCUCCCCCAGAAGCGUCGUCGAUGCUUCUUCGUGUGCCUUCGCAGGGAGGCCUUCCACUUGACGGCUGACCAGACCGCGGAGCGGCUGGAGAGUAUUUGGCACCAGAUUGAUAAGCUCAAGACCCCACCGUGUCCGAUGAUGAACUUUCUGUACGGCAACGACCACCCCCGGGUGCAGGCGGAGCUGGAGCGUCGCCAGGCUACGACGAAAUCGAGGGACGACGUGGGCGAGUCACAUCGCAGGCAGCUCCAGAUGAAGGGCGUCUCCUGGAAAGACUUAUCGGUGCCGAGCGACCUGGCCAGCAACGAGUGGUUCCAGACCCUGUCGGCGAGGCAGAAGGACUGCCUGAUUUACUACAAGUCCACGGCGCCCGACAUGAUCACGCUCGACAUCAACCCGCGCUUCGACCGCUGCGUCAAACCGGUUGGCACCACCACUCAGACCCUCACGCCGAGCAUGGUCAUGUGGGUGUUCCAGGGCAAGAAGGGCGACCAGGGCAAGGGCAGCCGCUUGAUGUUGGGCUUCGAGGCGAUGCGCCUCCAAGGCUUUCCGACCGAGUGGAUCGAGAGUGGGGACUGGAAAGAGAAUGACUCGAAACUCGUGGAUCUGGCGGGCAACGCGUUCAGCGCCACCGUCUUCGCGGCGAUCGAGAUUGCUGUCUUGGCGACCGUGAAGUUCCCCGCUCAGGUAGAGGUGCCCGCGUCGGAGCUCUCCGAAUUGGCGGGCUUGCUGGUGUGAUGCUGGCAUCCCGCAG
Molecule: messenger RNA, 1234 nt
Organism: Prorocentrum cordatum
Lineage: Eukaryota; Dinophyceae; Prorocentrales; Prorocentraceae
Source: the annotation of a GenBank genome assembly